Caenorhabditis angaria is the source of this 348-nucleotide messenger RNA. Lineage: Eukaryota; Metazoa; Nematoda; Chromadorea; Rhabditida; Rhabditidae. The record is from the annotation of a GenBank genome assembly.
AUGGAGCUCUCUGAAAUUCAAUCAAUCUCCACCAAAUCCCCCGAAGAAACCCGCGAUUUUUUCGCAAAAUGGAACGCGAAAUCGCAAAAAGUGUCGGAAUUCUCGGAUAUCGAUUAUUUCACCCGUCAGGAAUUCGCGAAAAUUGUUGCGAAAUUCAAAAAUUCGCCGGAAAUCUCUGCGAUUCUCAUCGAAACUAUUCGAUUGAUUAGUCGAGACAAAACUGGAAUUGAGACAAUGAUGAGUGAUGAAUUGUGUGAUACAGUGUUGAGUUAUGCAAAUUUGGUGGGCAAAAGGAAGGAUCAAGAUGUGGAAAAUGUUAAAAGUGAGUUUUUUGGGGGAGGAAAAUGA